AUGGCAUUCAAAAUAGUUUUCAAUAGAAAAAUUCAUAAGUUGCCUCUCCAUGUCACUACAGUUUAGGCUAUAAGAUCUUCAAUCGAAAAACUGUACCCUCAAAUAAAUUAGAACUAUCACAUAGUCUUUUUCUAUGAUUAAGAACCUCUUGAAAUUGUUCAUGAAGAUGCAUUAAUAAUACUUUUAAAAAUUUUACAAUCAUCCUCCUAUAAGUUGUUUGUAUUUGAAAAUAAUAUUGGAUAAUUAACGGAAGAAGAUCUCAAAUUUAUGGAGUAGUCUAGCAUAUACAGUGCAAGCACAAUUUAAAUAGAUUAAAAUAUAAAAUAAUAAUAAGCCAGGCUUGGCAAUUAAUAAUUCCAGUAAUAUAUUGGAUAUUUGCCUAGUCAACAUACACAUAAUGAAAUUGACUAGUAAUCUUUACAAUUAUAGAUCCCUUAAAUAAAGCAAUAACAAUUAUAAUAACAAUAACAAUAAUAAUAAUAAUAAUAGUAAUAAUAAUAGCUAUAAUAAUAGUAAUAAUAAUAAUAGUAAUAACAAUAACAAUAGCAAUAUUAAUAAUUUUAAGGUCUAUAAUAGUAAGUUUAACAACCUUAAAAUAAUUAUCUGUUAUAAGGUUAUUAUCCAUCCUAAAAAUAACCGAGUUAAUUUUAAGUUCCUUUGGGCCAAUAAUUUUAAUAUCCACAAAUGGAAUAAGAAGUACAACAAGAAGUUUACUAAGUCGAAGUUAUUUAAAACUCAUAAGUUUAAAGUUAUCCUGAUAAAGAAUUUAUCUGGAAAUUAGUUUUAAAAAAUUCAGGUUAAAAAACUUGGCCUUAGACUAUGAAAAUACGAUGUAUCGAUAAUCCUUUCAAAACUUAAUAAUUACUCUUGCCUGAAGCUAUUCCAGGAUAGGUUGUUGAUGUCUCAAUUUAAUUAAAGGCUCCUUAAAAAAUAGAUUCACUUUUUGUAAAUUGGGGUAUUUAUUACCUAGAAAAUACUUUGGAAUUUGCAAUCAAAUAAACUAUUUGUCUUUUCUUAGAAGUAAUAAAAGAAUAGCCCGAAUUAAGAUUCCACGGCACUUAGAUUUUGGUUAAGGCUGAAUAAGUAAAGUCAAUAAUGACAGAUUAGAGCAUAAACUACAUUUGUAAAUUUAUAGAGAAACACAGAAUACUUUAAUAUAGAGUAGAGGAUAUUAUCAAUAAGAUCUAUGAUGAAUAAUCUUAAUAAUGA
This is a messenger RNA of Paramecium tetraurelia, 1209 nucleotides long. RefSeq lists its product as uncharacterized. The transcript is spliced from 4 exons. NCBI's taxonomy places the organism in Eukaryota, Ciliophora, Oligohymenophorea, Peniculida, Parameciidae. The record is from RefSeq and is a predicted model, not a curated record.